CAAUCACGCUCUACCACGCUUGUAACGUUCCAGUGAAAGAGACUAAAAGCGUUUUGCAUGAAUUUCUUAUGAAUCCUGGCGAACUCGAGUCAGGGAAUAUAGUUGAUUCGACCGCUAUGAGUACGAAGUAUAACACCAACCGAGGAAAAUUCCUUAUCUGCUUUUUGGGAAUUUUUUUAUCGUAUUUUUACUACGGCGUAAUUCAAGAGAAAAUCACAAGAACCAAAUAUGGGGAAGAAAAAGAACCAUUUACUUAUGCUUUGUGCCUGGUGUUUGUGCAGUGUAUAAUCAAUGCUUUAUUUGCCAAGCUAGUUAUAAAAUUCACAUAUGACAAAAAAGAGGCAAAAGAUAGCACACCCUUCCUAUGGUAUGGGGCGUGUGCCGCGACCUACCUAGGCGCCAUGCUGGCCAGUAACAAGGCCCUACAGUGGGUUAAUUACCCAACACAGGUUUUAGGAAAGUCCUGCAAGCCAAUUCCAGUCAUGAUCCUUGGAGUUCUAUUUGCAAGAAAAAGAUACCCACUCAUCAAAUAUUUAUGUGUAUUUCUGAUUGUGAUUGGAGUGGCACUAUUUAUGUAUAAAGAUAAACCUAAAACUUCAAACACUGAAGAGCACAGUUUAUUUGGGUUUGGUGAAAUUCUGCUGAUUGUCUCUCUGACGUUUGAUGGUCUUACUGGAGCAGUUCAAGAUCGAAUGCGGGCCGAACACCACGUACAAUCACACUUCAUGAUGUUCAACAUGAACCUCUGGUCUAUUGGAAUAAUGGGAUUAACUGUAAUAACGACUGGCGAGCUCUUCCGAUUUGCUGUUUUCUGUGAGAAGUUCCCAUUUGUCAUGGCAAACGUGCUUACAUUCAGCUGCGCAAGCGCUGUAGGACAGAAUUUUAUCUUCAUGACCGUCGCUAACUUUGGUCCCCUGGCCUGCUCUAUCGUCACUACAACUCGCAAAUUCUUCACCAUCCUCGGCUCAGUCCUUCUCUUUGGUCACGCGCUGUCAAUCAGACAGUGGGUGGGCGUGGUCUGCGUGUUUGUCGGCCUCGGCGCAGACAGCAUCCUCAGCAAAUCGAAGAAAAAAUAAAUGAUAUUGUGAAUGUUAUAAUAAAGAUACCGAAUGCAUUGAA
Nematostella vectensis (starlet sea anemone) is the source of this 1119-nucleotide messenger RNA. Its product is annotated as solute carrier family 35 member B1-like. Gene Ontology annotation, biological process: UDP-galactose transmembrane transport. NCBI's taxonomy places the organism in Eukaryota, Metazoa, Cnidaria, Anthozoa, Actiniaria, Edwardsiidae. The record is from RefSeq and is a predicted model, not a curated record. The coding region runs from base 69 to 1076 and encodes 335 amino acids. Gene Ontology annotation, cellular component: endoplasmic reticulum membrane; Golgi membrane. The transcript is spliced from 9 exons. Gene Ontology annotation, molecular function: UDP-glucose transmembrane transporter activity; UDP-galactose transmembrane transporter activity.